AUGGAAGUGGUGACUCAUGCUGCCGUCUUUUUGUUCUCAAGUUCAAUCUGGCCACCACCGGCCCCUCCACCACGACUAACUGGACAAAGGGGUGAUGACUUCGACGAAUCGAAAGUGCCUCGGCAAUGCAAUGUCUACCAGCUCAGGUUCAUCAACUUGCUGAGCGACCUCACAUCCAUCUGUUUGCAGGGCAGCCUCACGAAGUUGAAGCGCAUCAAAUAUGAAACCUUGGUCACCAUCCAUGUGCACCAGAAGGAUCUUUUUCAAGAGGUGAUGAAAAAGCCCAAAGAUGCACGGGUGAAAGAUGAAAAUGACUUUGAGUGGCUGAAGCAGACUCGCUUGUACUGGAGCACUGAAAAUGACCAUGCCGUAAUUUCCAUCGCUGACGUGGAUUUCAUCUACUCGUAUGAGUAUUUGGGCUGCAAAGAGCGGCUGGUCAUCACGGCCCUGACAGACCGUUGCUACCUGACCCAGUCGCAGGCUUUGGGGAUGUUCUUUGGAGGCCCGCCGGCCCUGCUGGAACUGGCAAAACCGAAACCACCAAGGCUGGUGGAUGUGACGGAAGUGUCAUGGUUCCACAUCUUUCGAGCCAUCAAGGCACCAGCCAUGCUCCAUGCUGCGCCCUUCGCGGCGCAUGUUUUCGCGCAGCGUCUGGUUCCUGGCAGCACUGCCAGCGGUGCCUGCGGAGUUUUCGAUCGGAUCAUGGAAUAUUUUGAGCCCAAGACGCCCGGAUUUGAGAACAACAAUUACCACCCCUAUGUCUCUGCAGAACAUCGCUCCUGGAGUUACCGAAAACCGCUACUGCUGAAGAGGAUUUUCGACAUGGAUGUGGAUGUCUUGUGCUGUCAGGAGGCUGCAAAUGAAGAGAUGUCCUUGACAUCUGAGCUGGAAGAGGCGGGUUACAGAGCCCUGGUGCCGCCCAAAGAUGAUGGCGGAAUCGAAAAACCCGUGACUUUCGUGAGGCGAAGCAAGUUUCAGGUUGUGGCAUCCGAUUAUCGUUCCCGCGCUGGGCUACACGCCCUGAGACUGACAGAGUCUGAGAAGUCCAAGGCUUCCAAGAUGCUGUUAAUUGCGAAUGUACAUCUUCAAGGGAACCCCUUGGCCGUUGCCACCCGUCGUCAGCAGCUCCGUUCCGCCCUGCGCCGCUUGCGGCGUCUCGGUCUCGGCGCCACGGAGGCUGCAACGGCCACGGUGCUGGCGGGGGAUUUCAACGAGCUCGCGGGCAGCGCGUUGCACGGGGAGCUCCAAAGUGGACGGCUGGAAGAUCAACCUGAAAGCUGGAAGUUUCUGGAUGCCCAUAGCAGCAACGCUUUCUGCACCUUCCGCGGUGCUGGCCGCUGCGAUCGGAUUGAUUUCAUCUACCACACUGGGUCCGUGGCGGCUCGGGUGCGAAAACCGCUGGCAACAGAGGAGGAGGAAAGGAUGGUCCUGGAGAUGGCCUCCAUGGCCGGAGUUGGUAUGAGCGGCUUAUGGGGUUGCUUUGAUGAGUUCAACCGCAUCGAGUUGGAGGUUUUGAGCGUCGUGGCAACUCAAGUGGAGUCCAUUAUGCAGGCCAAGAAGCAAAACGCCAAGAGCUUCCUGUUUCCGGGGGAACCUUAUGCCAUCAAACUGGUAGCGUCUGUGGGAUACUUCAUCACCAUGAAUCCGGGAUAUGCGGGACGUCAAGAGCUUCCUGAAAAUCUCAAGGUCCUCUUCCGAAGCGCAGCUCGGCUGAUCUGUUGGGGGUACGUUUGGGGCUCCGAGUCGGACCAUCUGCUGUGGAGCUCCACGGUGGCUGAUGCUGACCUCAGGAAGGUCGGCGAGUUGUCUGCAUCCAAGGAUUUCCUCGAUGCACUUGGCACUGCCCUGAUGGCAGCAGAUGGAGAUGAUGUGGCUGAGAUGCUAUGGAGCAAGCUUGGUUGGGAACCCCACGUGCGGGAGAAACAUGACUACAGUUUGCUGCAUGUGCUGCCUAUGCCGACACCUUCGACACCUUCACUUCCAUCGAGGCCUCGUGGGCCUCGGGCGCCUUGGGGCUUGGGAAAUUUGACCACCAGCAGCAGUCAACGGCACGAGCCGUUGCUUGCUGGUGGCAGCUGCCCUAUGAUCGAUGCGAAAGGCGGCUUUUCUCCGGAAGUCCGUCGACAGGUGGCCGAAUACUUCAAUCCUAGAGCGCCCUUUCCGUGCGUCAUCAAGAAUUUGCCUCUUUUCCAACGAGCUGUUGAGAAGUGGAGUGUCGACUAUCUCAGUGAGCACAUGGGAAACCAACUGUAUCACACCUUUGCAUCAACCCAAGAUGCCCGGCGGUUCGCCUAUUCCUUCGACUGCCGAAAUGAGGGCGGCUAUGAGCCCGCACGCAUUGCGGAGGCCUGUAAGAUGACUUUCCAGGACUUUGUGAAGAAACAACAAGCUCAUGAAGAUGGGAAAGCCUAUUAUUUACAAACCCCAGUGCUUCGUUAUGAAGAUGGUGUCAUCACCAGCGCCAAGUUUGAUGAUGAGAUGGAAGCUGACCUGCACACCAUGAACCGACCUUUGGUAAAUGAGUUGGCUGCGAUGGGCAAAUUUGGCGAACUGUCGCGAAACCAACUUUUCGUGAGCUUUCGAGAUUUCCUAACUGCAGUGCACUAUGAUCAACAGCACAAUUUAUAUCUUCAACUGCGAGGGUGCAAGAAGUUUUUACUCUUUGAUGUUACUUGUGCUCCAGCACUUUACCCCUAUCCAGUACAUCAUUCACUAGAUCGAAAGGCUCGCGUUGAUUUGGAACAUCCAGAUCUAACUGGAUGGCCGCGUGCAAAAGCAUUGGCGGGACGUGGGAUUGAGGCAGUUCUAGAGCCUGGCGAUGUGUUGUUCCUACCUAUGAGCUGGUUUCAUCACGUGCAUAGUGUGGGAGAGGAGAAUGUAUCCUUGAACUUCUGGUUCUAUGAUUCAGGCUAUCUCUUCGAGCCAAAAUUGGUGGAAUGGCCUCUAAAUGACAUCGGUUUGCUGGAACUCUGUCGCCACAUCGAGUACCUGGUAGCGGAGCAAUUGGGACCUGCGCUGGUCGCUCCCUUCAUGCACUGGUGGCGCAGCGGUUCCCCAGCGCCAAGUGACAAACUACUGGCAGAUCGCUGGCGGGUGGUGAGGAAUUAUCUCCUGAAACAGCUCAAAAAAUUGCCCCAAAAGGCUGCGAAGUUUGUGUUUGCCAUGAUGGAUCCUGCUAGAUGGAAGGGCCUGGAAACGAGAGAAGAGGCAUAUUUGGCCAGCCAAGGCUUGCGGGAUCAACACCAGGUUUCCGACCUCUUGGACGAUCUGAAUGAGUUGAGUUUGGGCGUCUUCCAUUGUCGUAUGCCGGCCUGGGCAUAUCGCACCUUGGGGAGGGCCAUUGAAAAGAUUCCCAGGCAGAAACUGAGAUUUUUCCUGGAAUGUGCUGAGGAGGUUCUCUGCAUCUUGCGGGACCACACCAAUUGGGAGGGCGUCAGUGCUCCCCACCUCUUCGAGGUGGAUGAGGCCCGGAAGGCGCCCGGCGCCUUCCUUCGCGCCCUGACGGAGCUCAGCGCCCUGGCGGAGCACAAGGGGACCGUCCGGGUGCGCCUCGUGGACAACGGCUUCUUCGCCAACUGGUUGCAGGUCUUAGAUGCUGCUUACUUCGCCAACGCCGCUGCAAGACUGGAACCAGAUUGGAUCAUCACUGGAAAGGAAAGGGAGUUCAACUAUGGUUCACCUUCUGAAGAUGUGUUUCACGCCCUGUUCCAUCCGUUUUCUCAGUCUGCUUCAACUGCUUCAACUGGUUACUUCGAUGUGACUCAUCGCUUCAAUUUCCUGUUGAUCAACGUCUUCAGGGGUCAAUUUCUUCGGGGUUCACAGGCGACUCGCAGGAGGUUGGAAUACUCUAGCGUGGCUCAGCGAGUUUUUCAAGUGAAACCCCACCUGCUGGCGCGACGAGAGGAGAUUUUGCGGUGCAGGAGAGCUGGCGUUGAAAACUGCCCAGUGAUUGGGGUGCACAAACGGGUGGAUAAUCCUGGCACGGCACGGAUGCAGCUGGAACAACGGAUGCUGCAGAUUGGUUGCUAUAUCCAGGCGGUUCGGAAGGUGGCCAAAGGAUAUGAACAAGGAUCCCCCUGGAUCUUCCUAGCCACGGAUGAUGCAGAUGCAGUACCCGAAUUUCGCAAGGCAUUUGGGGAUCGUCUGAUCUGCAAUCUCACGGCCAAAAGGUCUGCCGGCGGGAUCAAUGAGAAGAAGCUGCCCUUGGAAGUGCAUGGCCAAGAGGAAAGGCUCAGUAUAGCUGAUGCCGAGGACUGUUUGCUGGAUGCUUUGUUGCUUUCGGCCUGUGAUGCAUUUAUCCAUGCAGAUUCGAACUUGACCAUCGCAGCGGGAAUUUUGAACCCCCAUGCUGCAGCACAUCGCGUGAGGGACUUGGUCGACUUGGCAGAGAGGAACGCCGAGGCCAGUCACGAGGCUGGGCUUUGGCCCGGCUAUAAACGCUGCGGCCUGCCAUUUUGA
Molecule: messenger RNA, 4458 nt
Organism: Cladocopium goreaui
Lineage: Eukaryota; Dinophyceae; Suessiales; Symbiodiniaceae
Source: the annotation of a GenBank genome assembly